Messenger RNA from Tarenaya hassleriana, 1086 nucleotides. RefSeq names its product sedoheptulose-1,7-bisphosphatase, chloroplastic. The record is from RefSeq and is a predicted model, not a curated record. Gene Ontology annotation, cellular component: cytoplasm. Lineage: Eukaryota; Viridiplantae; Streptophyta; Magnoliopsida; Brassicales; Cleomaceae. Gene Ontology annotation, molecular function: fructose 1,6-bisphosphate 1-phosphatase activity. Gene Ontology annotation, biological process: sucrose biosynthetic process; gluconeogenesis; fructose 6-phosphate metabolic process.
ACUGCUAAUGUGUAUGGGAGAAGCGUUGAGGACAAUCUCCUUCAAAGUGAGAACUGCCUCGCGGCGGAACAGCUUGUGUCAAUUCCUUUGGCGAUGAACAACUCGCUGUUGAUAUGCUCGCCGACAAGCUUCUCUUCGAGGUUUUUCUCUUCCGAAAAACGCAUAAAUUUCCGUAGAGUUUCGUCCCCGAUCGAUCAAGCCAGUGAGUAAGCUAUCGUCUAUGGUAAUAGGUAAUACUCGCACGUGUGCAAGUACGCAUGCUCGGAAGAAGUACCGAGCUCCAGGACAUGGGAUGGGAGGUCCAGUCGAAGGUAUCGAAUCAAUCAAUCCGCCCUCACGAAUCAUCUCCAAAAUCUCGGUAUUGAGCGGAUGGUAAGAUGUGAAAAUGGCAGGUGGGUUCAGCGUGGCGUUUGAUCCAUUGCACGGAUCGAGCAUGGUGGACACAAACUUCACGGUCGGAACCAUAUUUGGGGUGUGGCCCGGAGACAAGUCAAUCAGCGUGACCAGACGAGAUCAAAUGGCUGCAGCCAUGGGAAUCUAUGGCCCACGAACCACUUACAUCAUCGCCCUCAAGGAUUACCCCGGAACCCAUGAGUUCCUCCUCGACGAAGGAAAAUGGCGAUACGUAAAGGAGACUACGGAGAAUGAAGGGAAGAUGUUCUCUCCCGGAAACUUGAGAGCUACAUUCGACGAUCCUGAAUACAGCAAGCUGGUAGAUUACUACGUGAAAGAGAAGUACUUACUGAGAUACACAGGAGGAAUGGUGCAGGACGUGAACCAGAUAAUAGUGAAGGAGAGGAAGGGGAUAUACACAAACGUCACGUCGCCGUCGACAGAGGCAAAGCUGAGGCUGCUGUUCGAGGUGGCGCCGCUCGCUGUCAUCGAGAAGGCCAGUGGAUUCAGCAGCGAUGGUUACAGGUCCAUCCUCGACAAGACCAUAGACAACCUCGACGACAGAACUCAAUUUGCUUACGGUUCCAAGAACGAGAUCAUCCGUUUCGAACAAACCCUUUACGGAUCGUCUCGGAUCAAUGCCAUCGUCACAGCCGACGGUGUCGCUGUCGGAGCUACUGCUUAGAAACCCUC